AUGGAUGAAGAUGGCAGGUAUCGAUACACAGGAGAUGGAGACGGCUUCGACCUGGCAACCAAUGCCCUUUCCGAUGGAGGAAGUUCUGCUCAAAGCGCUUUGCCUCAGCCGGGUGGCGUUCCCAGACCCGUCCCCCUCGAGCUGCUUUUCGCAACGGGCAGAAUCCAGAAAAGGACCGGCGCCGAGCUAGAAUACUUCCUCCGGGUCUUUUGGGUGCCGGCGGCGGCUUUCGCGGCAGCAGAGAUGCUUACCUUCCUGGUGCGGCGGGCCAGCUUCUUCGUGGUUUUGACUGACAAUGCCUUUGAAGUCGGCCCGACAUACAGCAAAGUCGUCGAGGUCCAUGUUUGGGCAAGCAUCGCGAUGUGGAGUUUGGCAGCCGUGCAAAUCCUGGGUGAGCAGCUGCGUCGGCGCCGCGACCUUGCUUGGAUCCAUCGCUUGGCGGGCCAGGCCAUGCUGUUGCUCUUCUUUUCGGUCGUUCUGCCAACCAGCCUCUACCUAUCUGCGCUGCAGCACCUUGGCCCUUGA
Molecule: messenger RNA, 525 nt
Organism: Symbiodinium necroappetens
Lineage: Eukaryota; Dinophyceae; Suessiales; Symbiodiniaceae
Source: the annotation of a GenBank genome assembly